Oxyura jamaicensis (ruddy duck) is the source of this 998-nucleotide messenger RNA. RefSeq names its product N-alpha-acetyltransferase 20, NatB catalytic subunit (gene NAA20). Gene Ontology annotation, molecular function: protein-N-terminal amino-acid acetyltransferase activity. Lineage: Eukaryota; Metazoa; Chordata; Aves; Anseriformes; Anatidae. Gene Ontology annotation, cellular component: NatB complex. Gene Ontology annotation, biological process: N-terminal peptidyl-methionine acetylation. The record is from RefSeq and is a predicted model, not a curated record. The transcript is spliced from 7 exons. The coding region runs from base 91 to 756 and encodes 221 amino acids.
CCGGCGGAGUUACCCCCAUCCGCGCCGGAAGAGGCCCCCGGGGCGUUGGAAGCGUUUCCGGGGCAGCGCUGGCGGCGGCCCGGUAUCGCCAUGACGUCGCUCCGCGCCUUCACCUGCGACGACCUGUUCCGCUUCAACAACAUCAACCUGGACCCGCUGACGGAGACCGUAUCCUUCCGCUGCCGCCGGCCGCGCGGCAGGAGGCCUCGGGGGGCGCCGCAGUACGGGAUCCCCUUCUACCUGCAGUACCUGGCGCACUGGCCCGAGUACUUCAUCGUGGCGGAGGCGCCCGGCGGGGAGCUGAUGGGUUACAUAAUGGGUAAAGCAGAAGGCUCAGUGGCUAGGGAAGAAUGGCACGGACACGUUACUGCUCUCUCUGUUGCACCAGAAUUUCGACGGCUGGGUUUGGCUGCCAAGUUGAUGGAACUAUUGGAAGAAAUCUCAGAAAAAAAGGGCGGAUUUUUCGUUGAUCUCUUUGUGAGAGUAUCAAAUCAGGUUGCAGUAAAUAUGUAUAAGCAACUAGGCUACAGUGUGUACCGGACAGUGUUAGAGUACUAUUCUGCUAGCAAUGGAGAGCCUGAUGAGGAUGCUUAUGAUGAAAGUAACAUGAAAUACAAGGGCUGUGGACAGACAGCUACAGUUGUUGCAGAUUUUUUUUCUCUUGCUAUAGAUAUGAGAAAAGCUCUUUCUAGAGAUACGGAGAAGAAAUCUAUUAUACCUCUUCCUCAUCCUGUGAGACCAGAAGACAUUGAGUAACUACACUGUGAUUCUCAGACAACAUGCUAAGAAUUUUGGGUUCCUUCUCUACCUGCCCCCCAAGACCUUAGAGAUGAGAAAAAAUAGCCUCAUUUUUUUCCCCAUGAAAUACCAAAAGCGAUAUUGAGAAGUUUACUUACACUGCCUUUAUUGGUAAUAGCUGCAUACUUGUGCACUUCCCCUAGUGAGUUUUCUUUCCAAAUGUUGGUAAUGCAGAGAGUAUUAAAUGCAAUCACCUGGUG